Cynoglossus semilaevis (tongue sole) is the source of this 2109-nucleotide messenger RNA. RefSeq names its product basic helix-loop-helix family, member a15 (gene bhlha15). Gene Ontology annotation, cellular component: nucleus. The transcript is spliced from 2 exons. Lineage: Eukaryota; Metazoa; Chordata; Actinopteri; Pleuronectiformes; Cynoglossidae. Gene Ontology annotation, biological process: axon development; positive regulation of transcription by RNA polymerase II; sensory organ development. The coding region runs from base 220 to 807 and encodes 195 amino acids. Gene Ontology annotation, molecular function: protein dimerization activity; E-box binding; DNA-binding transcription factor activity, RNA polymerase II-specific. The record is from RefSeq and is a predicted model, not a curated record.
ACACGCACAUGUGACGGUGUGCGGUGAACACAAGUGUGCGGGCUCCGUGCAGGUCCAAUGCUCCUUCUCCUCCUCCUGCUGCUGCUCCAUCUGCGGUUCGUGAACUUUGACGUUUCCGCCAAUAAAAACGCGCAGAAGAAAGAAAAUUGUUCAAACUAAGGAGGCCUACACAGGCUGUGAGAUCCACCAGAGCUGGGAGCUGAAGGAGGCAGCAGCAGGAUGAAGUCCAAAAGGAAGGCUGUGAAAUCGUCCAGCAGAACCUGGUCUGAUCCUGAACCAGAACUUGAGCAAGAUACAGAACCAGAACCGGGCUCCAGCGAGCAUGAAGGCUCAGAGGAAUCAUUGAGGAUUGCCAGCCCCUGGAGAGGUUCUCUCAGGAACGGGGGCAGGAGCCGACAGGAGGGAGGAGGCGGCAUCGGCGGAGGUCGUCGUCGGAAGCAACGCGGUACCAGCACCAAAGAACGCAGCCUCCGCCGGCUGGAGAGCAACGAGCGGGAACGCCAAAGGAUGCACAAACUCAACAACGCCUUCCAAGCACUAAGGGAAGCCAUUCCACACGUGAAGAUGGACAGAAAGUUGUCCAAGAUCGAGACUCUGACACUGGCCAAGAACUACAUCAAGGCUCUGACCACCAUCGUCCUGGACAUGUCAGGGGCCUGUGACGCUGCUGGCUCUGGUGGAGGGGUUCCAUCAGAGGCCAAUGCCACCAAACUUCUCCAGUGCUAUCAGCAGCACCUGAGAGACGAAGGGGAGGAGAACCUCACCCAGUACCUCACCCACAUGCACAGUUUUAGCCAAGGAAGCUAACUUCUGAAGGCUAGGAGCUAAGAGGCUGAAGGUGAGAGUCCUAGGCCACGAGAGCAAGCUAGAAGGCAAGAACCUGGUGUGUAAGCUGGAGGUUUUUUAAGUUGUUCCUGUUGGAACCAGGACCUGUUCCACUUUCAUAGACACCUGAUACCUUGACUCUGAAAGGAUGAGGUCUGUCUGCAGCUUCCUCUUCAUGGGUUUAAUGACCCACGGACACAAGGCUGUUCUGAUCCAAACACCAUGAACACUGAGUUCUGGACUCACUUUCAUCAUCCACCAGGUAACGAGUUAAAGAGUAAGAAGGUUUGGAGCAGACACGUCACCUGGUCAAUGAUGAAACAUAUUUUUUAAAGCAGCACCAACCAGUGAACUUUAGGGUUGUUGGUUUUUUGAGGAUACAGCUAGGGGGGCUGUCCUAAAAGAGAACAUUUGCAGUGAAGACAUUCCAUUUGUGUCAACAACUGUCAUUUUCGGCACAUCUGGAGGUGUUCUACUGAAGACGUGCCAAAUGUGUCAGUAGUGACAGGCACAGAGGCAUGAAUACCCAAGGGGAAAAACACUACAAUAGUAAAAAAACACAGAGUUCAUAUUUGUCCAAAUGGAAAAAAUAAAAAUAGAAAGUAUCCAGGCUUCUAGAUAAGAGUCACUGGGGUAGAAAGGUGGUGUUGUUCAUGCUCUGCAGAACACAGUGGACCUGACCAACAGCAAAAUACUGAAGUAGACAGCACUGUCUUUUAUUGAAACUUGACUUUUUUAAAUUCUUCAGAUGACCUGAUGCCUCAUCACAGACGAGUCACAGCUGUGGUGUCUCUUCAUCAUUUUUCCUUCUAUCACUUGUUGUACUCCAAAAACAAGGGCUCUUCCUUUACUGUUUUGUCUAUCUUUAAAAAUCUUUGUUCUCAUCUGUGGUUUGAGCUGAGGCCGAGUCUUGUUCUCCUUUAUGACUUAUCAUGUGAUCUUGUGUGUUCUGUUGUGAAAGCUGCUGAGCAUAGCCCCCAGCCACAACUGUCUCACCAGGCAGCAGGGGAAAGAAGGCCAAGCUGCUCUUCUCUACCCAAAUAUUGAGAAGCUAAAGCCGUAAAAGCAAAUUUGUUCAUUUGCUCAUGAUGAUGAAGUACCACUUUACUGGUCUUACUGGUUAAACUGCAGCUUGAAGGCAGAACAUUUGUUUUACUAAGUGUCUUUUAUUUGACUUUUUUUGCUGUGUGCGUCUCCAAAAAGAAAACGUUUUCAGUGAAGAAGCAGUGAGAGAGGAGAAAUGGUUUAAAGAGCCUAAUAAAGCCAUUUAUUUAUUGAUAAAAA